Messenger RNA from Corylus avellana, 1705 nucleotides. Lineage: Eukaryota; Viridiplantae; Streptophyta; Magnoliopsida; Fagales; Betulaceae. The record is from RefSeq and is a predicted model, not a curated record.
CAUGUAUAGGCCAAUUAGAUCAUAGAUGACGAAUUGACUACAUCAUCUAAGGCUCUUAAUUUGAAAGGAUAUAUAUAUUUUUUACCAAUUGUGUUUCUUAAAGUGUAAUCUGUUUUUUAACAUUUAAGAAUCAUAUGUAUGUUUUGAAUGCAAAAACUCUCCCUUUACUCUGUUCUCUCUCCUAAAAAAAAACCCAUAGUUUACCUUCUCCGGCCCCCAUGGGAGGAGGGAGCCUUGGCUCCUUCCUCCUCCUCCUUCCCCUUCCGCCCUCUUCCUCUUCCCCUUCUUAUCCUUCUCGCCUCUUUUGAGGCCAAACCCGUCUCUUCGGAGGCUCUACCUGCCUUUUCGAAGGCCCUAUCUUACACUUUAGUUGUUUUUUCUUCUUCCAAUAAUUGCAUCGCUCACUCCUCCACUGUAAAUCCACCGUUCAUCGGCGGCUUCCAGCGACGAAUCGGCUCCCUUUUUGGAAAUUUUAGGUUUGAUUUUUUCAAAAUCAGAUCUAUCAUUUUCAGGAAGCCAUCGCCAUACACGCGCCCCUCCACCGUGUUCCUGGGUGUCGCCGCUUCUGUCUGCCACCAGAACCGCCCUCAUACGACGUCCACGCGCCGGAGCGUGACUAACACGCGCCAGCGAGUGGAUCUCACUCGCAGGCGCGUGCAGUUCACGCGCCACCCUCUCAGGUGCUGCACCUCCAACGCUCCGCCUUUUCGACUUCCGUCUCCACCUCUGGUGGAAGCAUAUGCAAAUUCCAAAGAGGAGGACAAGGGAAGCUGCUUCGGCUUCAGUUAUGUUCGUGAUGUGCCACCAAAGCCUUUGGAUCCCAACGACGUAGACCAGCAAUUUGAGAUAUUUCGAAAGCAUUGGGGUUUUGUCGCCAAAUCCUUAUCUCCAGAUGGGUUCCCUCCAAAGUUUCUCCGAAGCAAAGGGUGGAAUGUGAGUACCUCAACUCCCCGCGAUUUCCAUUUAGGCGACGCACGAGGCAUAGACAAUGCCCUCCGUGAUCGCCUUCCAGACUUCAACUUCCCGCUAUCGCACAAGAGUUGUCAGCCAGUGGUUGUAGGAAAGUGGUAUUCUCCUUUCAUGUUUGUUAGGGAAGGACUCCUUCCAUUGAAAGAUCAAAUGCGUAGAUCAAUGUAUUAUGAGAUCACGCUCGAGCAGAGAUGGGAGCGAAUGUUCGCAUGUGAGCGUGAUAAUGAAAGCCCAGGCAAUGGUGUGGCUGUGGAUGCUGUUGUUCAAAGAGAAGUUGUCUCAGUUGCUGGAAGGGAAGCUGCGGAUGUAAAUGUGGUUGAUGGGGUGAUGUGGUUUAGGAGCUUCAGCAAAAAGGGAGAAGAAAUGAUUGCGGGGUUGAGCUUAUUGGUCGUUGGGAGAAUGAAAUGGGAGCAGGAAAGGGUUGGAUGGGUUGGGGGGGAAGAGAAGCAAGUUACACUGAAGAGAGUAGAGGAGUUUGGAGGUAAUGGGGGGUGGAGGAAUUUUGGUUUUUAUGUUUUGGUUGAGAGGUUUGUGGUGAAACGAAUGGAUGGGAGCCUGUUAUUAACAUAUGAUUUCAACCACAAUCAACAGAGUCGGGGAAAAUGGGAGUAAAAGUUCUUGUUGUCUUAUAAAUUAAAACACUGCAAAAUUCAAUUACUCUGUUCUCGUGUAUGCAUUACAAAAGUUGCUUACUUUUCAUUUUGUAUAUGGUUAUCGUGUUGUUUACCUAAUAAAA